GCGCCCCCGCCCGCCGCCGCGCCGCUCACCUCCGUCCUGGUCCUGGCCGCCGGCUGCACCCUGCAGGUGCCGCUGGACCACGUCGACCUGCUGCUGGAGCCCGCGCCCACGUCGGUCCUCAGCGUGUCUCUGCCCGGCCACACGCUGCUGCUGGUCCCCGAGGGCCUCCUGGAGGCCGCCGGCCAGGGCCCCUCGCCGGGCGGCCUGGCGCUGCCCGCUGUCCUGGACGCCGCGGCCGAGGACGUCGUGCUGCAGCAGGGAUUCGUGUGCGCAGCCCCCACGGAGAUGGCCGGCCAGGGAGAGGCCUCGGAAGACCACGCCGACCCCGAGCUGCUCCUGGCGUUCCGUGGGGAGCCUGCAGCCGGCUGGGCCGCAGGGCUCUACCUGGGCACUGCAAGGGGCUCCAGCCGCGGCUCGGGCUUCGACCUGGACUUCGAGUUGUGGCGGCCGCUGCCCGGCUCUCCACUCCAGCCUCUGCCUCCGUCUCCCAGUACAGGGUCCCUGGAGCCCCCGGGGCGCCCGCAGCGCCCUCCUCGGCCCGCCUGCAAGGCCCGGAGACGCCUGUUCCAGGAAUGA
This is a messenger RNA of Lepus europaeus (European hare), 576 nucleotides long. Its product is annotated as proline-rich protein 23A-like. The record is from RefSeq and is a predicted model, not a curated record. The annotation marks the transcript as partial. NCBI's taxonomy places the organism in Eukaryota, Metazoa, Chordata, Mammalia, Lagomorpha, Leporidae. The transcript has a single exon.